Molecule: messenger RNA, 2112 nt
Organism: Eleginops maclovinus (Patagonian blennie)
Lineage: Eukaryota; Metazoa; Chordata; Actinopteri; Perciformes; Eleginopidae
Gene: c2cd4a
Product: C2 calcium dependent domain containing 4A
Exons: 3
Coding region: 356-1702 (448 amino acids)
Source: RefSeq, a predicted model, not a curated record
CUUGGCCAGGGCAGAGUGGAAUUGUUUUGACAGGAUCCCUCCUUUCCCUCCAGGAUCCCAAGAGAGUCAAGAUAAGCCAAGGGACAAUAGUAAAGGGACUGUCCUUUUUGCAUUAGCAUCUUAUUGAAAACACACCAAACCAAGAGCAACUGACGCAGGGCUUGAACAGAAAAACUCCACAGAUGUGCCGAUCCUGCCAAGAGAGAAGCUCCAUCUGCUGUCAAGAGAGCCUCUGGGAUUUCUCACAACUGUCUGAAAUUCAAGCAGGAGUUAACAGUCCAUUCUGUGUGGGAGAGCCUCGUGGAAUAUCUAUAUCUUCAGAAUAUAAAGUUUCCUUCCUUCUACCAGAGGACCCAUGUGGGUGGUGGAGAAGAUCCGUGUGUCAGUGGAGAGAUCAAACCUGCCUCUCCCAUCUGCAGAACUAAGCUUUAAAAUUGGAGACAUAAUGUUUGGAGAAAAAGGAGACAAACCCAAAAGAAUUUCCCUGUGUCCUAACGUCAUCACCCCAGACAACAUCCCAGAGUUCUGCAUCCCCCCAACCAUCCCCUCCCUGCAGGAGAUGAAGAAUACGGAGCACAGCCGGCCUGCUCGAGUAAUCAAGGCGUCUCCCUGUGAGAGGGCUAGCCCUGAGAUAGAGGUUACACGUUAUGAGCUCAUGAACCCGCAUAUCAUCCAGGUGGAGAGUGUGGAUGAGAGCCCCUAUGAAGGCUGCAGUGACGAGGAGACCACCAAUGCGGAUCCCCAGAGCCAGGCGGCCUUGUCUCUUCCACACAUGGCCAGAGCUCAGACCUGCUAUGGCUUCUGCACCUUACUCGAGAGCCCCCACACCAGGAGGAAAGAGUCGCUCUUCCACUCUGAUCCUGGCUCCUCUCCCCUGCUGCUGCCCAGGAGUCGGUCCAGCUUGUGCUCCAAAAUCUCCCCCUCAACUUCGCCCUCAUCCUCUCCAUCCUCAUUCAGCCUCAAUUCCCUGACCUCCAGACUUUCCCCGAGAGGAUACUCUCUGAACUGGCAGGCCGCUUUGGACAGCGAUACCACUUCCUCUACUGAAUCCUCUCCCUACAGCUCGCCACUGCUGACCAGAUGCCCUGCCAAGUCUUCCCUCUUCAAAGCACUGAGCCAUGAACUGCUGUUGUCAAGGAACAUGAGGAAGGCAAUGGUGUCCAGGAACAAUUCCCUGUCCACAGAUGAAGGCAGCUCCACAGACAAUAGCCCCAAUGUCAUGAGGAGGGCAUCAGAUGGGUUAGCUGAAGGCCUGCCAAGCAGCUACAGACUGGCGCCACCCAAUAUAUUCCCCAUGGAUAUGACUCUGCACAAAGAGAGGGUAAUGAAGGAAAGAAUGGCACCCAUAGGGAGAGAUGGCAGCUUGAGACUCUCAGCAGAGUACUGCCCGGAUAACCAAAGACUACGGGUUCGACUGAUCAGUGCUGAGGGCCUCUAUCCACACUCUGUUGACCCCAAGAUUAUCAACUGCAGCGUCAGCCUCUCUCUGGUGCCCGGAAAAGUCCAGAAGCAACGCAGCACAGUCAUCAGAAAGAGCCGUAAUCCAAUCUUCAAUGAGGAUUUCUUCUUUGAUAGUAUCUCAGAGGAAGACCUCAGUCAGCGGUCCCUUCGCUUUAAAGUGGUGAACAAAAUGUCCACCCUGAAAAGAGACUAUCUCCUUGGUGACUGCGAUUUGCCUCUUUCUAGCAUUGUGACAUCAUAAAUAAGUACUUCCUUUACUGUUCAUUUAUGUUUUGAAUUAUUUAUUUUCAAUUUUGUAUUGUAAAACAAGAUUUUAUAAUGAUUAAAUUAUUGAAAAAAAUGAGAUUGUUUGUCUUUAAUACAUUUUAAAAUAAGACUAUAUGCAACAACAAAAAAAUGUACACCAUAAAUUGUGUCACUGCUGAAAAAAUAACAGAAUUUUCUCAAUAUGCAUUUUUAUGAUUCAAUGCUUAGGAUAAGCAUGAAUGAAGAAGCACGACCAAAGUGAAUCCUCACCUAAGGUUUGCUGAUAAACAAACACAAACAUGUAAAUAUAAUGAUAUACAGCCUUUUGGUGUGUUAAUGUGGCAGCAGCAUGAGCUGGCCGGAGACUACUGCAGUCUCAUAUUUCUCCCAUAAGCCUGUUGUUUU